AGACAUUUAGCUUUUUUUCAGUUCUUAGCAAGUUUCCACCCUCUCUUGUAGGCUGUGAGCUCCCUAAAAGUAGGCCCUUCUCAAAUAUAAAUAUGGUCGUUUAAAUUUUUGGGGAAAAUGUUAUUUUAAAGCUUUGGUCUUGAAUGCUAAGACAUUUUGCGAAGCUACUGACACGUCAGGGCUUCAGGACUAUGGCUACAAAAGAAACAGGGCAUUUGAAAUGCGCUACAUUUAAUAUUCUUGCUCCGUGUUAUAAAGUUGUCGAGUGAGUACGGUAUUAAUUUACAACUGUCAAGUAAUUUUAUACGUGCUACAAUUUUAUAGCAUAUUUGUAGUUUUGAUACAAUACUUGCAAUAUUUAGCCACGUCAUAUUUAAAUGGCAAGAUAAAAGUACGUGUUUUUAUGAACACAUUUUAUACCGGUAUUUGCAGAUAUAUACAUCGAUAUUGUUGUUUCCUGCGUCACAAUCAAAACUGCUCAAGAAUUGUAUUUAUUUUGCAAUGUUUUGCUUUAUGAUUGUGGGACAGUGUUAAAGGAUAUAUUGACAGGAUCUAAUAAGUUGCAAUUCGCAGCAUAGAUACCAAGCAAACUCCAAAGAUAGUAUAAAUACAACUAGUUACCCUAAUCCCUUGACAAGUAAAGUCAUCUGGCAUUAGACAGAGUAAAAUAACAAAGUAAGGCUCACUGGGCAUGUCCAAAACCUAUCUGGAGUUAGACAGGGUAAAAUAACAAGAUAGAGUGCACAGCGGCUUAAUGGGUUAACAAUAGUGUGGUUAACCAAUGCUAAUAGUGUAUCUGGAGUGACUUUCUGUAUACAUAUAUACCCUAGUACCAAAAGUCACCCCUAACAUAGUAUUAGCUUGAGCUAGCAAAGCAAAUGAUCAAAUAAUGUAGAUAUAUUCACCUUCUGUAGCAAGUGUCAGUGGACUUUAUGGUAUACAAAAGAAAGUUCGCAUCCAGAACACUACAUUCCUCGUUAUGAGGCAAUUAUGCAAUUACUGCAGUCCAAGGAAGUUGAUGCAAAUGUGGUCUGUUUCCAAGAGUUUUGGUUCAAGGAUGUUGUUUUUAACUUAUUUCGAGAAAAGCUUGGUCACAGGUGUGUAUAGUAUUGUGGGCCAGCAGAUGGCGGUCAACUUUGGAAGUAUUUUAACUUAUAGGAAUUUGUAUUUUGUACUUUAGGUAUGAAAUUAUUCAACUAAAGCGUCCUGGUUUUAAAUCUGAUGGUCUUGUCAUGCUGGUUGAUAAAAGUUACAAGUAAAGUGAUCCUAUUAUAAACACGUAAAGUUAUAUUAACUUAUUGAGUGGUAUAAUAUAUAAAGCACUCUCACCUUGACGAAUAAAAUCGCCUGGUGUUAGACAGAGUAAAAUAAUAAAGUAAGGUGCAUUGGGGCACUUUGCCAGUUAAAUUAAAGUAACACACCCUUUAAAUAUUUAUUAAGGUUCUCUAAUGCCAGACAAUUUUGCUUGUCAUUGACCAGACUCUGGUAUGUUAAUAAUUUACUUUCAUUGCUAGGGUUAAAUACGUAGAAAACAUUACAUUCAACGACGCUGCACAUAGGGUUGGGUUAUUGGUUCAUAUGGAACUGCCUUCAAAAUAUGAGGUUAGUUUGUCAUUCAUUGUUUGUCGUUCUGUCAUGUCAUCAAAUGUACUUGGGGUCAAUUUCCAUCUUAACCUCAAUCCUUGUCAUUUCAUCCUAUGCUUCACCUGUCUUUAUAUAGGUUAUUGUAGUAACAUCGCAUUUAGCAUAUGGAAAUAGCUAUUGGGACCAAUAUCUGCGACUGGUAAGUUGUCUUAUACUAAACCAUCAAGCUCGCAGUACUGCAAAACCCUACCUUAUGACCAUUAUGUGUAUAUCUAGUCGUCACCUUUUUGUUUAUUUUUGUGUUAUUUUAUUUAGACUGAAGCAAAGAAAUUAAUGGAUGCUAUUGAAAAUUAUUCACGAAGGUAAAGGAACUUGUUGUUGGUUUCUGCUUACAUGUCAAUGCAAUGCACCCUGCUGGAAAGUAAUAUGUCACUUGGCUAUAUGGCCUCGUUUUCAUGACUGUGAUGUUGGUACUAAUCUCACACACACACAAAAAUGAGGCUCUAUAGCCAACGUUGUGUAUUUUCUGGAAAGUGUACGUAUCAUAUUAUUUCCUUAGGUAUCGCAAUGUGCCAGUGAUAUUGGCAGGUGAUAUAAAUGGCCCUGAAGACAGCCCUGUAUGCGAGUGUAUUUUUGAAGAAGACUUUGAAUCUGCUCAUAAAACUGUCCAUGGUCGAGAACCAAAGGUCACUCAUAAAGACCACUCUGAAAAUUGCACUGCUGUCGACUUCAUAUUUUAUCGGUAAGCUACAUGCAGUUAAGUACGGUAUUCUUGUCAUUGGGCGAUUAAGACGUAUUAUUAAUUCGCUUAACUGCUUCAUUUUAUUGCAUUUUAGAGGUUCCUCAAAAUGUAUUGUUAAACCUACAGACUCAAAACUAUUUCCUACAGAAUAUGGACAUGAGGUAUGGUGAAGUUGUGAACUGUUGUUUAUUUACAAAUGGUAACAUAAUGGGUCAGGUCUAGUUUGGUUAAGCUGCAAUGACCCAAAUGUACCUGACAUUAUUAUUUUACUGUACUCUGUCUAAUGCCAGAUGAUUUUACUUGUCAGGGGAGCCUUGCACACUAUAAUGGGGUUAACCAAACUAUCUGUUGAAAUGUGCUCAAGUGUACCCAACUUUGGUAUUUUAUGAUAACACCAGACAAUUUUACUCCUCAAGACGAUUUUACAGUCUUUCACAUUAAUGACAUAAUUUAACUAUCUCACUGUUUUGUCUACAGGAGUGGCCAGCAGAAUUUACCCUUUCUGAUCACAGAUUACUUACUGCUGAAUUUGAUCUAGUUGAAAAGACAACUGAAUAGAUUUAAUACUUAAAUAGCUCAAUGUUGAUAUUCUGCUUCAAUUACUAACUGGAUAUUAAUAUAUUAAUAUUAAUAGUGUAAUAUUCAAUUUUCAAAAUUGAGGGCAAUGGUGUCAAAAUAAUAUAGUGAAUACUGUAAAUGUAACAUCAUAACCAAGGCUUGAAAUAACAGCUGAUCACCAAGAAAAUAAGAAAUUGUUUAUGAUCGGUGAAAAAGCAGGGUGUUUUCCAAUCAGAAAAAGCAAGGAAAAUCAUGACUGCCAAUCACCAUGAUCAGAACUUUAGGAAUGUUAUGUCAAGCCUUGAUCAUAAUUAUAUACCUUGUUGCUGUAAUAUAGUAAAAUGCAGAGUUUCAAUUCAAAUAUUGCACUUUUGUUCAUUAGCUAAUUACGCCUACAUUACAUCUGUGCACCUCUUGCAUCCACUAGCUGACCUGUAGCAAACAUUUGAUUAGAAUAAAAUAAAAUGGAAACUUAUUAUUCCACCUACUUUGUAGCUGCUUGUUUUGAGUUGUUUUCAACAUGCAUGAGCUCAACUGCUAUAGGUCAUUUCUGAAUUACAGUAGAAUGGAUGCAAAGUUAUGUUUCUACUGAUAGUAAAUUUACCACUACCCUGGUUGCCAGAGGUUCUAUAUACGAGCGGGAAUAAGGCGAAAGAUACAGAACCUCUGGCAACCAGGAUAAUUUACCACAAAACCACAACAUGGAUUUUACAAAUAGACAUAAUUUGGAAAUGACCUAUUGAUCUAUGCCAUAAUCCAGAAUUUUAAAAAGAUUGUUAUAAUUUAAUUUUUGGUCUAAUAUACUGUAUCAUAAGCCUAAUAAUUAAGCAUUAUACACCUCCUUUAUAUAUAUACAUCUGUCUGAAUGUAUCUGGGUUUCAUCAUGGUCAAUAGAAUAAGGUUAGGGAACUCGAUGCAAACAUAAUACAGUAGACCUCAAUAUCUCUGUUUUUGUCUCGGUCUUUGCAAAAAAUGGUCGAUAUUCAUCGUCACAAGUGGGGGUUUUUCCUGCCUAACCAACCAAUAGCAGUGUGUUGGUUUAAAUACCCAGUCGUGAUACACACGCAAAAAUCUCACAUCUUGUAAAAAGUCUGCCAACAAGAUGUAUUCGCACUGCUUGUCACAAGUUGUCAACAGGUUUGGAACAAGCUGUUAACAACUUGUAACAACCUUGUUGAUAUUAUCAGACUUGUUACAAGGUUGUUCCAACAAGUCCGAUACAGUCAUGAUAUAGCAGUAUUGUUACAACCUUGUAUCAUCAACCUUGUAACAUUCUUGUUAUAUCAUGGUUGUAACAAACUUGUUAGCACAGUCUUGUAACAAGGCUGAUAAUGCCAUCAAGCUUGUUACAAGUUGUUAACAGCUUGUUUCAAACUUGUCACAACAAACUGGGAACAAGCAGUGCGAACACAACUUGUUGACAGCUUGUGAACAGACUUGUUUGCGGACUUGUUACAAGCUGUGCGUUUUUACGUGUGUUUACACAAUGGUUAAAUGAAAACAGCUAUUGGUUGAUGAACCGACCAUUUCUUUUAUAAACCAAGACAAUAACAGAUAAUGAGGUCUAUAUGUCUGCAUCAAGUUCCCUAACAUUCUCAGUUCUCAUUCUAUUGACUACGGUUUCAUCAAGCAUUAGUAUGGUGCAGAUGGUGGUCAACCAGUCAUAGUAAGAAACUAUAUUUCAUUGUACGUUGUAGCGUUGUACAUAUUUGGAAGCCAAUACAUGUAAUCGAUAGACAGUUUUGACGUUUGACCAACCAUCUGCAGCUAAGGUAAUGGUCAAUGAAACCCACUAAUAUCAGACUGGAAUUGUAAGAAUAUAUCAUAUAUAUCUUUCAAUCAAAUUCAAUUAAUUGUCCAACCUCCACAUGUGGAGUUGAGUCUAUCGAUACCUCGGUAGUGUCUGUAUUUUCAACAGAUGAAUUUCUUUGUUCUUCUUUAACAUUUUCUGGUUC
This is a messenger RNA of Paramuricea clavata, 4839 nucleotides long. NCBI's taxonomy places the organism in Eukaryota, Metazoa, Cnidaria, Anthozoa, Malacalcyonacea, Plexauridae. The record is from the annotation of a GenBank genome assembly.